AUGACCACGAGCCCAUGGAGCGAUGUCUUCUCCGAGUAUUCUGCAACCAUGCAACGUAUCCAACGACAUACCAGAGUUGUCAAGGAAUCGGCUCAAGCGGUGACGUCCCGCAUGCUAUAUGAACAGCACGCCAAGAUGGUGCAGGACUUGGGCGCCCGCUUGGAAUCCAUCAACACUGUGUCUAACCUGACAACAGAUGGAGACGUGAAGCUUCCUUGCGACACUUUCCCGUUCCCACGCAACAAACACUUCUCCGGGAGGAAAGACAUUCUGGCCGAGCUGCAUAGCGAGCUUGAUUUCAAGCCUGGACAGCAGCAAAUGAAUUCAUGGGCCAUCUGGGGUAUCGGUGGCAUCGGGAAGACGCAAAUUGCCCUAGCUUAUGCUUACGAGCAAUUGGACCAAGGGCUGCAGGCAAUUUUCUGGGUUAGAAGCCAAACGCCUCUCGACAUCGCUCAGGGGUUUACAGAAAUCGCCAUGAGUCUCCAAAUGAAAGGAGCGAUAGCUGAUGGCGAUCACGAACAGAAUCGAUACCUGGUCAUGAAAUGGCUGCAUAGCACUCGCACACCAUGGUUACUCGUGUUCGACAACGUCGAGAGUCCUACGCAUAUCGAAAAGUAUUGGCCUGCCGGCAAAGUUGGUUCCAUCCUCAUCACCAGUCGAUACCAAGUCUUCGAGCUCAACCCUGCCUCAGGCGGAUGCCAGGUGCCUGUCAUGACAGAAGAGGAAGGUUCGAGCAUGUUGCAGUCACUCCUGGGCCGGAAGGCCUAUUCGACGACCGAGACCCAAUCCGCAAGAGAACUAUCCCGAGAGGUUGACGGUCUCCCGCUGGCACUGAACCUAUUGGGCGGACAGAUUCGGGCUCGAGGCACCAAAGUGGAAAACUUCCUGCGUGGCUAUCAAAACAAUCCGAUCAUCCACCUCCGACCCAAGAAGACAGUUCAAAACCUGUACUACGACCAAAGCAUUGACUCGGUGUGGGAAACUUCUUUCGAGCCAUUGGACGCCGAUCCCUCCAGGCUGCUGGGAAUUCUGAGCUUCCUUUCCGCUGAGGGGAUUCCUCGAGCCCUAUUUCAGCUUCCUGCAGCCAGCGAUCUCACAGACGACCUUUUGUUCUGCAUUGAUCCCCUCCAACUGGAGGAAACCUUGGAAAGCGUUGUGGAAACAGCUCUAGUGACGAACGACGAAGAUACGGAUAUGUUGCGCGUUCAUCGUCUUGUCCAGGAACAGUUUCGAGACUGGCUCGGUGCGGAUCAACGCUACACGAAUUUUCUGCACGCUUGUCGCCUUCUCUAUGAAGCGUUCCCAAAACAGGCGCAUGGGUUGCCGUUGCGCAACGAGUGGCCAGUCUGCAAACAAUAUGUCGAGCACGUCAUGUCUGUCUGUACGAAUUAUUGCCGAUACAAAUUCAAGGUGGUAAGGACCGGGGACUUCGAAUUCUUGACCAAGCUGCUGGCCAGUUGUGCCUGGUACUUGAUGGAAAGUGGCUCGUACUCUGAGCUCGAAGAUGUCAUGGAAGUCGUCGACAUGGUGUGUGAGGACAAAAACGGCCUCUUGUAUGUGCAGAUCUGCAAUACAGCCGGCGUGGCCGAGCUGGAGCGAGGCAGGGUGGCGAGAGCGCUGCCGUUGCUUCAGCAAGUCCGCGACAGAAGAGAACAACUCCUCAGUCCGACAGACAAAGACAUUGCCGACAUCUAUACCACGUACGGCAACCUUUUGAUGUCCACCUAUGCCUCGAAGGAGAUCCUCAAUGAGGUCGAGCAACUCUUCGACAAGGCCAUCGAGAUUGACAAAACCCAUGGCGUUGACCAUUGUAAUUCCAUCAUGCACAUUCGUCUGGGCAACAACGGCAUCCUGUACAACUUGCAAGGGAGGCACGAGAAGGCCAUUGAGUACAUCAACGUUGCGAGGGACUAUGCCGUCAGGCUAUUUGGACGAGACACCCAUUUCGACGCCACGUAA
Cladophialophora carrionii CBS 160.54 is the source of this 1959-nucleotide messenger RNA. RefSeq lists its product as uncharacterized. Gene Ontology annotation, molecular function: ADP binding; protein binding. The record is from RefSeq and is a predicted model, not a curated record. The coding region runs from base 1 to 1959 and encodes 652 amino acids. The transcript has 4 exons. NCBI's taxonomy places the organism in Eukaryota, Fungi, Ascomycota, Eurotiomycetes, Chaetothyriales, Herpotrichiellaceae.